AUGUCAGCUUAUAACGCUAUUGGUGAAGCAGGUUUUUUGUCAUCUCCAUCGUAUUGGGAUACAUCUCACCAUCACACUGAUUGUCUCUCUAGUGAUACGUCCGAAGAAGCGGUGGCUCAUAAAACAAUUAUUGUCGCUGGUACAGAAAGCGGUAAUUUGUACGGAUGGUAUGUCGAAGCGCUUUGGGAUAACGAUUUCACUCUGCGAUCGAUUGAGAAGGCAAAUGUGCGAGUCCAAGAUGCACACUCGUCUCAUAUUAUUCAACUGGCGAGCUUAGAUGCAGUCAGAGGGCAACGCGCUUUGCUAGCGUCGGUGGGUACCGGCGGUAUCAUCAAACUAUGGAGCAUUCCGUCAUUAAAACUGAUCGGUUAUGUCAACAGCGUUGCUGAGGGUUAUCCAGUAUCUCCAUCUUGUAUUGAGUUGAUGAGAAAUCAAGAAAACAACGUUGGAUCGGGUGGUCAAAAAGCUGGAGGAAAACUGCAUGUGAGCGUGGGUUACGACGAUGGUCGAUUGGCUGUUUGGUGCGUAAAUGUUAAGCGAGUUUCGUUUCAAAAACUGGAGGCGUCAACGAAACACGAGCGACGGGUAACAAAGAUCUGUCGCAUUGCGAGGGAUGUGGUCUCUUCAGAGUUGACUGAAUUCCUGAGCAGCUCUCUCGAUAUGACUGUAAUUCACUGGCAAAUUUCGGAAUGCGGCAGUGUACAAGAAAAGCGAUACUUCGAUAUUGGCGCCGCGAUCGUCGAUAUGGUGUUGGUAAACGAACAGGCGAUUGUCGCUUUAGCUCACGAGGUUUGCAAGUUCACAUUUGCCCCAAGCAGCAAUAAUGAUAAGAGGUACUUGAUGAAUCCGAAGGAGACCACCUCUGACGCUGAUAAACACACUAGUGAACCUCUAGCCGAUGACGAAUACCCUGAUACGCCGACAACUCGAUCUGUUGAGGACUCUACAGAGCUAUCGACGCCAUCACACAAGACGUGUCGUUGCUGA
Messenger RNA from Phytophthora nicotianae INRA-310, 987 nucleotides. RefSeq lists its product as hypothetical. Gene Ontology annotation, molecular function: protein binding. The transcript is spliced from 2 exons. The coding region runs from base 1 to 987 and encodes 328 amino acids. NCBI's taxonomy places the organism in Eukaryota, Oomycota, Peronosporomycetes, Peronosporales, Peronosporaceae. The record is from RefSeq and is a predicted model, not a curated record.